AUGCCGAGCCAUCCUAAGGCUGGGACCUCGUCGGAUGACAAAGUGCAGAACAACCACAUGAUGCAAUCAGUUACUAAGGGAUGUGGUUUACAGAAUGCAAGGCUGUAUCAUCUCAAUGCUUCUGCUGCUGGCUUCGAUUGCAUGCACGCUCCUUCCGGUGUCUGGGUACCUGCGAGAUGGGGAGACUACACUCAUGGCAGGAGCGAGUCCGGCAUCUAUCCUCGCUACAGCAAUGACUCCAACAUCAAAACUGUACAACUCUGGUAUAGGAUCCAUCAAGUACCUGCCGUCGGUCCAACAGAGAAUCCGCCUAUCCAGGAACUAGUAGUUGCUUUUCCCACACUUUCAAUUACAAGUACUACAACAGUCGAACCAACUAUCCUAGCGCCAGUCACCACACCAACAAGCAAUUCUCUCGAGGAUGCAUUUGUAGCCCGGGUGGAGCCUGCUGCUAUAGUGCCUCCGCCCCCGAUUGUCAAUCCUGCAGUUAAUCCCGUUCCGCCCGUACCCGCGCCCACGCCUACUUCUUCGGGUUCAUCUAUGACAACGAGUACCAGUGCUUCACAUGCAAUGACGUCGUUUAGCAAUGUGCCCUUCGUCACUGUGCAGUGGGUUGAGACAUUCAUUGGCGGCACCUAUUCGACCUGGUGGCCCCACACUAUCUCUAUUGACUUCAAGCCGCAAAGAUCCGCAGCACCAGCUCCGGGUAGAGGAGAGAUUGGUAUGGGGACCUUGACAGGCAAGACUGGUCAGACUCAGACAGUCGUAGAGGUGGUCGCUGCUGCUGCUACGCAAGACUCGGGCUGGACCAAGGGCAUCGCUGCUAUGGCCGGUGUCGGUAUUAUGGGCAUUUUAUGAGCUGCAGGGUUGGAAUCGAAUUAGAAUUAUGGGUCUGGUUAUGCGGUGGAUGGUAUGGAAGAUCGAAGCCUAUUUCGCCAAAUAUCCGUUGGGACACGUUAAUACGGCGAAUUACAGAAUGUAACGACUUAUGAGAGAUGCUCACCGCAUAACAGAGAU
Molecule: messenger RNA, 1017 nt
Organism: Bipolaris maydis ATCC 48331
Lineage: Eukaryota; Fungi; Ascomycota; Dothideomycetes; Pleosporales; Pleosporaceae
Source: RefSeq, a predicted model, not a curated record